Messenger RNA from Leptosia nina, 5358 nucleotides. NCBI's taxonomy places the organism in Eukaryota, Metazoa, Arthropoda, Insecta, Lepidoptera, Pieridae. The record is from the annotation of a GenBank genome assembly.
AUGAAUCUCGUACAUAUAACAAUACAUUUCGGAAUAGUAUUACAACUAUGUUGGGCACAGGAUUAUGGUACUCAAACAUACAACACAGACCCAGCGAACCCUACAAAUGACUAUCUUAACACCAAUGACCCAAGAUAUGAUAACCCAUAUGAUCCAAGUAGACGGAAUCAGAACCGAAAUCCCUAUGAUAAUCCAUACUCUGAUAAAAGAUACAAUCAGUACGAUAGGAAUGACUUGAAUCCAUAUAACCCAGAGAACACUCCACGGCCAGUUUGGGAGUCCAGUCGGACUUAUAGCACUUCUUAUAAGGGGGCAGAGCUGGAGCAUGAGAGUGUUAUAAUUAAUGAAGCAACAUACUUCAUAGUAGCAUCGCGUAUGGUCCGUCCAGGUCAGAUAUAUAAGAUAUCUGCAAAUAUAUUGCGAGCUAGACUACAGAUGACUAUCCGUGCAUCCAUUUCUUGCAAUGGUGUCGAAAUUGCCCAUGUCAGUGAACGUGUCAAGGAAGGUGUACUUGAGAUUCUGAAUUUAAGGGUACCACCAACAUCAGUGCCCGGAGACUAUAAGCUGCGAGUAGAAGGCUUGUAUCUCGACGACCCCUUUGGCGGCAAUGCAUUCGUCAACGAGACGCAGCUGGAUUUCUCUCAGCGUUUCAUGACGAUCUUCAUUCAGAUGGACAAGCCAGUAUAUAUGCAGGGACAAAUCGUGCGUUUCCGCGUGAUUCCCAUUAACACGGAGCUUAAAGCUUUCGGCCGAUCUAUUGACGUCUACAUUUUGGACCCGAAUCGGCGCAUCAUGAAGCGUUGGCUCUCCAGACAGAGUAACUUCGGAACAGUAAGCCUGCAGUACCAGAUGUCAUCACAGCCCCAAUUCGGUGAAUGGUACGUCCGAGUUGAAGCUCUCGGGCAAGUUGAAGAAUCUCGUUUCCUCGUUGAAGAAUACUAUCAGACUAGGUUUGAGGUAAAUGUAACGAUGCCUGCGUUCUUCUUCAACACGGAGCCAUACAUCCAUGGCCGGAUAAUGGCCAAUUAUACAUCUGGAGCACCUGUCCACGGCAAUCUUACUCUGAAGGCCACAUUGCGUCCCAUACCCCAAUACCGUCCCAGAGACUUACGGCGGCAACUGGAACUAGAUCCUUAUUCCAGAGCCCGGCCAAACUACAACCCAUACUUGUACAACGAGACUGGAUACCAACCAUUCGAAUAUGGACAAGAGGAGUACAACCAAAGGAACAUCCACUAUAGACCGGGACAACCGAACCAGUUGGACCACCCCGACUGGUGGUACGACCCACAGAAGGUUGUCACCAGGCUGUUUAACUUUGACGAAAAAUACCCCUUCUGGAUGCCAAAGCCGGACCCGAUCGAGUUCGCGAAUAACGGUGGAAACGUCAACUACAACGCCUACACCACCCCGUCUACCUACAACUAUUACACCAGAUAUGAUCAGCUGCCGUAUUUAAGAUUUUUUAAUGGCACCUACGACUUCAAAUACCCUAUGUCGGAGCUGGCACAACUGGUGCCGACACUCGAUGGCAUGGAAGUGAUAAUUACAGCAUCCGUGGGAGACCCUUUCUUGAAUGAGAUUAACGAAGGUUACAGCAUCGCCAGGAUUUUUAACUCUUCGCUAUCUGUUACCUUUUUGGGUGGAGAGUUGCAAGUGUUCAAGCCCAGUAUGCCGUUUGAUAUUUAUAUGGUAGUAUCCUACCACGAUGGAUCCAAGUUACCAGAAUGGCAAGCAGCAGGCAUAUCUCUGAUCGUCACUGCUCAGCUAGAGGGCCGUGGCGGAGCCCUGGAGCCCUUGAGGCCUACUCUGGUACCUGGACAAAAUGCAGUUUGGCACCUCAAAAUGGAUCUGUAUAAAUUGUUACGACUAGAAAACGACCCUAACUAUAGGGAGACACUCAGCGGUAUAACCGGGCUUCGCCUGAACGCACAACUGUCGGACGCAAUGGGAGCACGCGCAGCCGCCGACGUCCAUUUGGUGGCGCAUCACUCGCCUAAUCAACAUCACAUCAAAGUGUCCACAAGUACUACUAAUGCUAGGGUGGGCGAAUACAUAAUUUUCCACGUCGAAAGUAAUUUCUAUAUGGAGACAUUCAGUUACGUGGUCAUGUCCAAGGGGAUCAUAUUAACGAGCGGGCAGGAGAACAUGCAGGAAGGGGUGCGCACAUUUGCUGUAGUUUUGUCUGCUGAGAUGGCGCCAGUAGCUACUAUAGUGGUGUGGGCCGCUCAGAGACGCGCUGUUGUGUUGGCGGAUUCUCUAACUUUCCCUGUCAAUGGAAUAUCUCGAAAUAAUUUCACGGUAUCAAUAAACAAUCGAAAACACCGUACCGGGGAAAGGGUGGAGGUAGCGAUAUAUGGAGAGCCUGGCGCGUAUGUUGGACUGUCUGGUAUUGAUAACGUCUUCUACACUAUGCAAGCAGGGAAUGAGCUCACAUACGCUAAGGUUAUAUCUAAAAUGUCUCAAUUCGACGAGUCGACCAACGGCACUUUUGCGUACACGUGGCGUUCGCACUUUGGUGACGCAGAUGAACUGGUCUACUUCCCUUCCACUAGCUUCGGGAUCGACGCUAAUAGGACACUGGAAUAUGCGGGUCUUGUAGUAUUCAGUGACGUCACAGUUCCGCGGCGUUACAGCAAUUGUAACGCGUCACUCGGAUUGGCUGAAUGUUUGGACGGAGCAUGCUAUCAAGCUGAGAAGCGCUGUGACGGCGUUGUGGACUGCUCAGAUCGGACGGAUGAAUCGCAUUGCCCGCACGACAAUUCGUUCGAGCUGAGCCACUUCCGCAAGUUCCGCUUCAACCGCGUGCAGAGGCAGUACGACAACGUGUGGAUGUGGCGGGACGUGAACAUCGGCCCGCACGGCCGCUACGUGUUCACCGUGGACGUGCCUCAAGUGCCCGCGCACUGGACGGUGUCUGCGUUCAGUAUGUCGCCGUCGCUCGGCCUCGGAAUGUCCAUUUCACCUUGCCGUUAUGGUGGUAUUCUACCGUUCUUCAUAAAAGUGGAAGGCCCGGAUGAAUCUCGUCAGGGCGAGCAGCUGGGUCUUCGAGUGGUCGUCUUUAACUACCAGCAACAGGACAUUGAGGCUGUGGUCGUCCUCGCCUCCUCGCCGGACUAUAUGUUCGUUCAUGUUGAGGAAAAUGGUAUUGUCCGUUCAUACAACCCACGCACGUCGUUCGGUGAGCACCAAUUCUUCGUGUACAUUGUGGCCGGUGAUGCGGCAACAGUUCACAUACCAAUUGUGCCAGCGCGCCUGGGUACUAUACACGUCAACAUACACGCGGCCACACUGCACGGGAUACAUCGUGCGACUAAAACUAUAAAAGUUGAAGCGGACGGUCUACCUCAAUACCGUCACCAGUCUAUACUCCUCGACUUGUCGAACCGUGCGUACGUGUUCCAAUACAUGCACGUGAACGUAACGGAAACGCCCAUUAUUCCGUACGAGGUCGACCGUUACUACGUGUUCGGGUCCAACAAAGCCACUAUAUCGAUAGUGGGCGAUGUUGUGGGACCACUUUUCCCCACCAUGCCGGUUAAUGCCUCCAGUUUAUUGGAUAUGCCUAUGGAAUCAGGCGAACAGAACAUGUUCAGUUUCGCGGCGAACAUGUACCUGACAUUAUACAUGCGUCUGAUCAACCAGAGGAACAGGACACUCGAAAAGGACGCCUUCUACCACAUGAACGUGUUGUAUCAGAGGCAGCUCUCGUACAUGAAGCAGGACGGGUCUUUCUCACUGUUCCGGAGUGACUGGAACCAAUCAGCGUCAAGCGUGUGGCUGACGUCGUUCUGCGCAAAGAUAUUCCAAGAUGCGUCCUUUAACGAAUGGGAGAACUUUAUUUACAUCGAUCCUAAUGUGAUAUCAAUGGCAGUGUCGUGGGUCCUCGAGCACCAGACACCCGAAGGCGCUUUCUACGAAGUGACGUGGUCGCCAGACAGAAAUGCCAACAACACGAUCACUGUGCCCAUGGACAGUCAGCUCUAUCGCGAAGCGGGGUCGCAUCUUAAAGGGGAAACGGUCAACAACUCCAUAGUGCUACAGCGGAAUAUAACGCUAACAGCGCAGGUCGUUAUAACGCUGGAGUCGGUCAAAAACCUUAAGGAUAUCGGCGUUAGUGAGGGGCUUAGUGCUCGGGUGGCCACUGCGCAGCAACAGGGCGUGACGUGGUUAGAGCAAAACCUAAGACUACUGAGCGAGUGGGCGGAGCCAUAUGCGCUCGCGAUCACUGCGUACGCGCUCGCAUGUGCCAAAGCCCCGAGCGCGGAACACGCGUAUCGCUUGCUUAAGAGAAGACAGCGAUCUGAAGGUGGUCUUGUAUAUUGGGGAAAAGACCCAGUUCCACAACCCCCAUAUAAAAUGGAGAAUCAAAAACCAUUCUUACUACCUCGCUUACCUUACAAAUACGACUCGAACAAUAUAGCUACCACUGCGUACGCGCUUAUGGCUUGUAUGGAUCAUCAGGACAACAACGAGCAAAUCGUUAUGUGGCUUAACUCGCAGAGAUUAAAAGAUGGCGGUUGGGCAUCCACACAGGACACGUACAUAGCUCUCCGCGCGCUCAUUGAGUACACGAACCGAAAACGACUUCGUGACGUCAGCGCGCUGACGUUGACCGUGGACGCGGUCGCCCUUAACGGGACCACGAGGACGCUGCACGUCGACAAUAACAACUUAGCAGUGAUGCAAAGUAUCGACAUACCAGAAGCAUGGGGUACUGUAAAGGUGACCGCUCGAGGUGCCGGUUACGCUAUACUACAAAUGUCCGUCCAGUACAAUGUGGACGUAGAGAGAUUCCAGACAGCGCCGCCAAUGCGCGCCUUUUCACUGCUUGCGCACGCGCAUUACUACGGAAGGAAUCAGUCGCACAUUGACUAUCAAACGUGUGCCAGCUGGACACUACUCAACGAAUCGCCUCGUUCCGGUAUGUCUGUGCUCGAGGUUCGAAUCCCGACGGGGUACAUGAUCCAACAGCAGAGGUUAGACGCAUACGUCUUGUCGAGAAAAGUUAGGACAUUGCAACGAGCAAAAUAUACACCGACUAAGUUACUGUUCUUCUUCGAUUAUUUGGACCACGAAACGACCUGCGUAAACUUCACAAUUGAACGAUGGUAUCCUGUCGCCAAUAUGUCGCGGUAUCUUCCGAUCAAAGUCUACGAUUACUACGCGCCAGAACGCUUCAACGAGACGAUAUUCGACGCCCUGCCGACGUACCUCCUCAAUAUUUGCGAAGUGUGCGGAUCUUCGCAGUGCCCCUACUGCGCGGUGUAUAACGCAGCGCUGCGAAUCGCUCUUACUCCUGCGCUGGUAUUCCUCAUGGUAUUUGUUAGGUUCAUCACCCAUAAAGCUUUUACGUAG